UCCCCCCCAGGGCACGUGUGCGGCGCGGCUUGGCCAGCGCAGGCGACCGAGGGCUGCAAUCGCCGCUGGGGAGGCGUGGAGAUGCGGCUCUCGCCGCCGCGCAUCUGACUCGCGAGAAGGCCAAGGAGUGACUCGGCCAGCCAGGUGACAUCCUUAUCUAAGUAAGAAGAUUCCAGUUCUCUGACCUAGCCAACAUAUGUCAUGGUGGUGCAAGAAAGAAGUACCCACUCCUCCAAAGGGAACAAUCAGGUGGAUCACCUGUCCAGAUAGUUGCUCAACAGAAGUGCUCAAUAUGAACACUGCAGAUAAUGGAGCUGGUGGCCUUUGUGCAAUAUGUGGAGACAGAGCGACAGGCAAGCAUUAUGGCGCUUCCAGUUGUGAUGGGUGCAAGGGGUUCUUCCGACGCAGCAUACGCAAGAAUCAUGUUUACACCUGCAGAUUUAGCCGGCAAUGUAUUGUUGAUAAGGACAAGAGAAAUCAAUGCCGAUACUGUCGUUUGAAAAAGUGUUUCCGUGCUGGGAUGAAGAAGGAAGCUGUCCAAAAUGAACGGGACAGGAUAAGUACAAGACGGAGCACGUCUGAUGGCAGUAACAGCCCUUCUAUUAACACGUUGUCACAGGCUGAAGUGCUUUCUCGUCAGAUGCCUGCUUCAAGCCCCAGUGCUGGCACGGAUAUUAAUGUUAAGAGAAUUGCCAGUAUUAGUGAUGUUUGUGAAUCAAUGAAGCAACAACUCUUGGUCCUUGUAGAGUGGGCAAAAUAUAUUCCAGCUUUCUGUGAAUUACGACUGGAUGAUCAGGUUGCUCUGCUGAGAGCACAUGCUGGAGAACACCUGUUGCUGGGAGCAGCAAAGCGCUCCAUGGUUUACAAGGACAUUAUUCUUUUAGGCAACAAUUUUGUCAUCCAUCGCAACAGUUCCGAAAUUGAGAUCAGCAGAGUAGCAAACCGGAUUCUGGAUGAGAUUAUACGACCAUUUCAAGAAAUUCAGAUUGAUGACAAUGAAUAUGCUUGCCUGAAAGCCAUUGUUUUCUUUGAUCCAGAUGCAAAAGGACUGAGCAACCCAGGGAAGAUCAGGAACAUGAGAUUUCAAGUCCAGAUCAGUUUGGAAGAUUACAUCAAUGACCGCCAGUAUGACUCCAGGGGACGGUUUGGGGAGCUGCUACUGCUUCUGCCUACUCUCCAGAGUAUUACCUGGCAAAUGAUUGAGCAGAUACAGUUUGUGAAGCUGUUUGGAAUGGUUAAAAUUGACAGUUUACUUCAGGAAAUGUUAUUAGGAGGUACAUCCAAUGAUGCUACAAAUCUUCAUCCAGUUCAUCCUCAUCUAGCCCAAGAUCCACUCACUGGGCAAACUCUGCUUAUAAGUUCGGUGUCUGCUCCUAUACAUACAGAACAGAUUUCAACACCUGAAACUCCACUUCCUUCCCCUCCUCAAGGCUCUAGCCAGGAAUACAAGAUGCCUACAAACCAAGUUACAGUUAUUUCUCAGCAAUCUCUUCCAAAACAAAAGCCAUUGUGAUAUUGAUCAAUACUUCUUUUUGUGGCACAAGCACUGUAUUAAAACAUCAUGACACUGGAUGCUGAAAAAAACUCAGGAUAGAUAUUUUAGACCUGCUAUUAAAGAGACAAAUACUGUUCCAUUUGGAGAUGGGUUUUUUAUCAUCUUUGCUAGCAUUUUUUUAAAGCUUGAAUUCAUAUGUAAUUUGUGGACACUAGAACGUGACUGAAAAAAGAAAUCUGUUUAUUGUUUGCAAUGCCUUUGAAUCAUAAUUGAAGAGGUUUAAUUUAUUGUCCUUUUAUACAUAUGUCAUCUUCCAAAGUUUUGAAGCAUGUAAUCCUAGCAGAAUGCAAAGCCUGAUUUUAAUAAAAUUGCUGACUGAAAUUUAGAAAUAAUGAAACAGCAGAAGCCAGCAGUUUUAACAGUUAAUCAAAGCAAGUGUCUCAUUUUCUUGAAUAUACAGUAGAGGUUGGAAGCCAAAAUACUUCCUGCCAGCAUCUGGUAUGACACAUGUGCUCAUCUAAUACAUUGUCCGAACACAUGUAUGUGAGCCAAGCUCCACUAAUUUCAAUGGCUUUAAUAAUGUCACUGCAUUUACUUCUUAAAGGGCUCCUUCUGGAGAUUCAAAAGCCUGGGAAAAGUAGGGGGAAAUGUAUUCCUUUUCUGAAGUUUGAAACUGAAAUGAGAAUUUUAGGAAAAUUUGGGGUGGGGGGAAUCUGGUGAAAUGUGUUCUCGCUCAGUAUUAGUGAUUUUUAAAAAGUACUUAGAAGUAUUUUUAAUUUGAUUUCUAUCUUCUCUUUCCUGGAAGGAGGUCAGGGCACUAUAUAGAGUUUUUGGCUUUCUGGUGUGUUUUCACCACAACCCUAUGAAGUUGAUAAGGCUCAACAUGUAUGGUUUAUGGGUCCGGUAGACACAAAGAAGAAUAUAUCCAUUAGGCAGAGAUUGACUUAUCUAAGAUCACCCAGUGAGCUUUAAACUCAGGUUUCUCCAGCUCUAUCAACACUUUACCCCAUAUACCACAUUGGUUCUCACAAUGUAACAUUGUUAUGAUCAAUGUAUUUCUCUGUAGAUCUCUUAGUUUUAAGAUUCAAUGGCAUUAUGAUAGCAUGGCUACUGAUCUCUUUUUAAUGGAUUAUCAAACAAAUUACAUUCUUAAGCCUUAAUGUUUUAAAAGUACUUUCAAAUGAAGUACAAAACAAAAUCUACAAAAAUUUCAUAUAGGAGUCUGUCAAGAACAUCAAGUUCCAGCAGUACAGUGGCAAGGCCGUUUAUUAAGACAGCUUUUCACCUCUUGUUUCUCAGUGCCUUGGAUUCCUCCAUGUCUGCAUCAAGAGAAAUGAAGUGUUUAAUGUUGAACAACAUUGUCUCAGACCAUCAAAUGGCGAGCCAACAUGUGAAAAAGUAGAAUGGUUUGUCUCAGCAUACCCCUUCCUAAUGAAGGCAUGAGGCAACAUGGUUUAACUGAUUUGUUUAAAUGGUUGAUCUAUGUCAUCAGCACUCAGAUUGUACUGCAGAGGUCCCCAAACUUUUUGAGACUGUGGAUGCAUUUGGAUUUUUGACCCAGCAUGAUGUGCAUAGCUACAAAAUGGCUGCCACAAAUGGCUGCUGCAAGAGGUGGAAUCAGCCACAAAAUGGCUGCCACAGCUUACCUUCAGUCAUGCAGUGAUGAUCCUUGUGCCAUGGAAACAGCUUCUGCCAAAGCAAUAUUUUAAAAAAUCUGUACAACCAAUCAAAUUUCCAUGGCCAUUCAGUAACCAUGCUUGGCAGAAGUCCCACUUAGUCCCACCCACUUUCUAAAAACACUUGGCAGGCACUAGGAAAGGUGUUGGUGAGUGCAAUAGUGCCCAUGGGCACAAUGAUGAGAACCUGUGGUGUACCAUCCAUACAAUGAAUUACAGCCUUUCGAUCAUGAUGUCCCUGGGUUCUUGCUGAUUCACCAUACCUAUAUUAACCCAACCUAUUCAUGCCAUUCCUUGUCACAGCCUAACAUGUUCAAGGACCAGGUCUAUUUACAAUUCCUUAAGAACAAUAUGAAGCCAGUGAAAAACAUACCCUCCACCACCGCCUUCUACUACUGACAGGCUUCAAGGCUGGCAAUUCUGUUGUGGUUGCCUAGCAAUGGCCACUGAGUACAUUCCUUCCUUAAAGUGUAAGUGCUGCUAUUAUUUUGAAGGGUUUUAACCCUCCACCACGUGAUUUUUUUAAAUAUUUCAGAUUUUUCUGCAAAAGUGGGGCUUUGUAAAAACAUCUGUUCAUUGCCCCAAAAUCUGAAAUUAAGUAUCCACAGAUUUAACAAUGUUGACAAUUAGAUAUAUUGAUGAACUCAGGAAGGGAGUGACAUCAGUAGCUCAAUCCUAUGCAUGUUUACUCAGAAGCAAAUUCCAGUGACACUGGAGAAACUUCAACCCAGCUAAAUAUUCAUAGGAUUGCACUUUACUGAUGUAUAUUAUUGGUAUGCCAUUAAAAUUCAGUCAUAUUUUCAAGUCUAACAAUAUAGUCCAAUUGCCAUUCCUUAUUUAUAUUAUAAGGAAGCGCUUUUAAAAAUAUUUACCUCUGAAAAAUACAACUUUCGUUUGUUUCUGCAUGAUGCUGCUGAGGUUUUCUUAUUGUUUUCAAGCCCAGAUAAUAAAUCCUUCUUUGUUUACUGCAAUGUUAAUAGUUUCUAUUUUCAACAUUUAUGUUUGUUUCCUAAGUGGUAGAACUUAAGGUAUACCUUACAGUGCAAUCCUAUGCAGAGUUACUUCUGUCCACUGGAUUACUCUUCUAAGUAUUGCACUGAUUGUGAGCAAUAGUUUGGAACACUAUCUCUAAUGUUCAGUCUAGUUGUAAUUAUUGUUUUAAUAAAAUGAAGGCAUGUAUAUUUAAAAUUUUCAUAUCAAACAAUGUUUAUGAGUUAAGUUAUACAUUCUAUGUUUAUAUUUUUAAAGUAAGUUUAGCCUUGAUAAGAAAGUAAGUACUGCCUACCUUUCGAUUAUCCCCUGAAGUUUUUCUGAAUCACAGCUUCAGAACUUACGGAAAUUUUACAUUUCUAAUCUGUCUUGUUGCCACAAUAUGGUUUAUUCCUCUGUUGUCUGAUAAAUCCGAUGCUAGCAUAGCAGCUCGGUAAGGAGGUAGUAUGCUUGAAGUUUUGAUGCUUAAGACUAUGCCAUUCUGAGAGGAACAACAGAAUGAUUUACAGACUGCCAAAAGUGCAAUCCUAAGCAGAGUUAUAUCCUUCCAAGCCCAUUGAAGUCAAUACACUUAGAAGGGUCUAACUCUGCUUAGGAUGCACUGGAACUACACAAUCUUAUGUCUGCUUACUCAGAAGUAAUUCCACUGUGUUCAAUGGGACUUGCAUGCAUACAGGAUUGCAGUCUCUGAAGUGAAAUGCCUUAUUUUUUUCUAAUUCUGAAUAUUGUUAUCUAUUUUAUAUAGUACUUGCCAUUGUUAAAUAAUAAGUAUAUUGUAAUUUAUUGAAAAUCAGAUUUAUUUUGAAAGUGUGAAAUUAUUUUUGUAAGCCUAAUUGUGCAAAAUCAAAGUGACUGGCUUUGUGAACAUGGUUGAUUAUACUGAACUGUCCAACCUCUGAUGUCAUGUAUGACUGUAGACUGAGUUACCAUGAAAUGGUUGCUGCAAAAGUUUUCAGAUUGACUGCUUUUCAUCAAUGCUCAAUAAACAGAUAUUGAAAACAUA
Messenger RNA from Eublepharis macularius, 5164 nucleotides. It is a transcript of the gene HNF4G, whose product is annotated as hepatocyte nuclear factor 4 gamma. Gene Ontology annotation, molecular function: RNA polymerase II cis-regulatory region sequence-specific DNA binding; zinc ion binding; nuclear receptor activity. The coding region runs from base 197 to 1513 and encodes 438 amino acids. The record is from RefSeq and is a predicted model, not a curated record. Gene Ontology annotation, biological process: cell differentiation; regulation of transcription by RNA polymerase II; anatomical structure development. Lineage: Eukaryota; Metazoa; Chordata; Lepidosauria; Squamata; Eublepharidae. The transcript has 11 exons.